This is a messenger RNA of Leishmania major strain Friedlin, 783 nucleotides long. RefSeq lists its product as hypothetical. Lineage: Eukaryota; Euglenozoa; Kinetoplastea; Trypanosomatida; Trypanosomatidae. The coding region runs from base 1 to 783 and encodes 260 amino acids. The transcript has a single exon. The record is from RefSeq and is a predicted model, not a curated record.
AUGCCUCGCACGCGUGAUACCCGCCAGCCGGUAGAGGAAGUGGUCGAUGGAAUGCAUGGUGUUGCCUCGCAGGUGCACGUCAAUGUAAACGAAGCGGCACAGAAUGCUCAGAAGACCAUCUCGGACGCCGCGGCGACCAUGCAGAACGCCCCCGACGCCGCCCAGAAUGGCGUGCAGAACGCAAUGAGCACGGUGCAGUCCUACGUGCAUGAGGGGCAGCGGUUCGCUUCGGAGCACAAGGCGCAGCUGCAGGAGGCUGUAAAGAAGGCUGUGAAUGCCGCGCACGGGUACGUCGAAGAUGCCCGGAAGAAGGCUGACCCGUACGUGGAGAGCGCGAAGGCGAAAGUGGAUUCGGCCAGGGCCUCCGUCGAGAACGCGCGCCACUCUGCUCAGAACGCUGUGGACAACGCCAAGGAGCAGGUGACCGCUGUGCGCACCAAGGUGACGGUCAAGACGCAGCCGUACGUGAGCAACUACCAAGAGUUCGAUGUCACCAAGACGGCGGCCUUUCAUGUGCUCACCCACGUCAUCAGCGGCUUGCUGUACAUAGUCUGGCGCUUGACACAGUUGAUUCCGUCGGCUCAGCACAUGAUUACCGUCAUUCAAAAAAAGGAGGCGGAUGCGGCGGUGGCGCAGAACUGUGCGACGGUGAUGCAGAAAGUGCCGGUUGUGGGCCCGCGAGCUGUCGAGGUGGCCACGAUCGCUUUCAACAACGUGUGCACUGACCUCAACGAGCAGAUUUCGCAAUACGCCACUGCGACGCAGCGUCCGAAGACUGCGUAG